GUUUUGUUUAUGUAUGGCCGCCCACCUCUUGCCGUUUUAAAUCGUGCAGUAAUGCAGCGAUUCUAGUUUUUAACAGCUUGAACUACACACAAUGGCGGAACGAAACUACCGCCUGAAGCAUCUGCUACAGGCCUGUCAAAAAUAACCAAGUUUCGACGGAUCGCAAUGUUUCAUUUGAACUCGACGUGAUCUGAGGUUCGGCAAUGGACGCCGAUGACUCAGAGUCUGGAAGGGAGCCCCGCCACAGCCACAGGGAAAGUCCAACUCGCUCUGCACGCUCUGCCUCAGGGGCGGACGGCGCGGACCUCAGGGGGAGCGCCUCGGAGAGACACAGCUCCAAGAGGCGGUCCAAAAGGAGUCGUGAUAGAGGCUUAGAGGAACGGAGAAAGCAGACUCAAAGUCGUCGGUCAAAAUCACACCAUGAAGAAAUGCAUGAUUCACGAUCCUCAGCUGGUGCAGGAAGAGGUGAACAUAGUCGUCACCAUAAGAAGAGAAGUAGAUCAAGAGAUGCAAAGUACGAUGAGUAUAUGGAAACUCCUGUCACUAGAGUCCUUCGUGAGGUACCUGAUGAUAUUUUAGAUACGCCUCGUCCUAAUGUCUAUGGUGCUCAACAACAUGCUUAUUAUGGUGAUGGAGACAGCGAACACUACAGGAUUCAAAAGGGCAGAGAUUGUGUUUAUGUUGAACAUUAUGAUGGUUUCUCCUCCAUUCCACGGCACAGUGCCUUCACAGGCCACGGCAGUGACCUUGAUAAAAGGUGGUUUGAUUUGAACACAGCCUCUUCUCUUGAUGUUGCCAUAGCUGUGCAAAAAGUGUGGAUUCCACUUACUGACUUUUGCCAUGGACUAUUGGCAGGUGUUGCUCUGAUGCAAGCAAUAAUAGUCGAUAGACUUAUUGGAUUUUCUCCUGAAGAGACAGCACAUUUUGUGUCUUUCUACAGCAACUUUUCUCUAAUUUUCACCACUAUUUUUCUUCUUCUUGCCAGUGUGUGCCUUGUUUCUAUUUUUGAUAGAUUGGAUCUUGCCCGAGGGGACUGGCCAUAUUUAAUGGACCUAUUUUCUGUACGUCCUCGUAUCCCCUGGCUUUUAAUUCCUGUCUACAUUUGUGGACUGAUUCUUGCACUUGCUGCUGCUAAAGGAGAUGACUGGAUACAUCUCUCUCAAUACAACCACUCUAAUUUUACUCUUCUCAAGGGAGACUUGGACAUGCUGAGCUCUUGGCAUAUAUUGAACUCUUUACGGUGUGCCUGUGUUGUUGUUGGAUGGCUACUAAUUUCAGUCAGUCACCCUCCAGAUCUACUUUUGAACCUUCUAGUCGACAUGCUUUCUCACCAGAAUGCUGAAACCAAACCAAAAAUUGAAGCUGGACAGUCAGCUUCUCACUAAAUUAUAACAGUGUACAUAAUUUCAUUCAUUUCCAAUAAAGUCAUUUUAUUCAUA
Messenger RNA from Thrips palmi, 1439 nucleotides. RefSeq lists its product as uncharacterized. The record is from RefSeq and is a predicted model, not a curated record. The transcript has 9 exons. Bases 204 to 1385 code for a protein of 393 amino acids. Lineage: Eukaryota; Metazoa; Arthropoda; Insecta; Thysanoptera; Thripidae. Gene Ontology annotation, cellular component: ciliary transition zone. Gene Ontology annotation, biological process: cilium assembly.